AAAUUGAGAUGAGAAACAAUGGGAAGUAUCAAUGUGACAGUUGCAAGAAAACAUUCAUUUCGAAGUUAGGAUUUAUAUAUCAUCGAAGGAUUCACAGUGGAGAAGGACUCUUGUCUUGCAAAUUUUGUAAUCGUCGGUUCAAUCAUUCCAGCAGUCUUCGUAUGCACGUCAACACUCACACCGGAGAAAAACCCUUUACCUGUGAUCAUUGCAAACAAAGUUUUGCACAUAAAGGAACUCUGAUUCGACAUCUGCGAACUCACACAGGGGAGAAACCCUUUACCUGUGAUCAUUGCAAACGAAGUUUUACACAGAAAGGAAAUCUGAUUGAACAUCUGCGAACUCACUCAGGGGAAAAACCCUUUACCUGUGAUCAUUGCAAACAAAGUUUUGCACAUAAAGGAAAUCUGAUUAGACAUCUGCGAACUCACACAGGGGAGAGACCCUUUACCUGUGAUCAUUGCAAACGGAGUUUUACACAGAAAGGAAAUCUGAUUGAACAUCUGCGAACUCACUCAGGGGAGAAACCCUUUACCUGUGAUCAUUGCAAACGGAGUUUUACACAGAAAGGAAAACUGAUUAGACAUCUGCGAACUCACUCAGGGGAAAAACCCUUUACCUGUGAUCAUUGCAAACGGAGUUUUACACAGAAAGGAAAACUGAUUAGACAUUUGCGAACUCACUCAGGGGAAAAACCCUUUACCUGUGAUCAUUGCAAACGGAGUUUUACACAGAAAGGAACUCUGAAUCGACAUCUGCGAGUUCAUACAGGGGAAAAGCCAUUCUCGUGUACGUAUUGCUUACAAAAGUUCCGUUUUAAAAGUAAUUUAAAUAGUCAUAUUAUUAAAUAUCAUAGUAACAAUGAAUAA
Molecule: messenger RNA, 869 nt
Organism: Centruroides sculpturatus (bark scorpion)
Lineage: Eukaryota; Metazoa; Arthropoda; Arachnida; Scorpiones; Buthidae
Product: gastrula zinc finger protein XlCGF57.1-like
Exons: 1
Coding region: 9-869 (286 amino acids)
Source: RefSeq, a predicted model, not a curated record